ACGCGAUUAUUUCAGACACAGAAAAAAGCAGAUUCUUGGUCUAUAUAGUUAUAUAGAAUCUAUAUAUAUGCAGAUACAAAUUCGCCCAUUUCCGAUUACAACCAACUGUUAUCAGCUCUAAAGUUUUCUUGGGAGUCUUUUUGAUAAUUCUCUGGUGAAGAAGCAUUUUUGAAUAUCACUUUGAUGGCAGUGAAGACGAAUGGGUUCACGGAAGUUACUUUUCCGGAAGAGCUGAUGAAGCUAUUGGUAUCUAUGGCUUCAAAUUGGGGGGAUGUGAUUGAUCCAAAAACAUCAUUGCAAGUGGUGCACUUGAAGGGUGCUAUGACUAAUCAGGUUUAUCAGAUAAGUUGGCCUACAAACAUGGAUAAUGUCAACAGAGUGGUUUUGGUUCGAAUUUAUGGGGAAGGCGUUGAGCUUUUCUUUAACCGGGACGACGAAAUUCGGACCUUUGAGUGUAUGUCAAUGCACGGACAGGGCCCUCGCCUUCUUGGCCGAUUUCCGGAGGGCCGGGUGGAGGAGUUCAUCCAUGCCAGGACACUGUCAGCUGGUGAUCUCCGUGACCCUGAAGUAUCUUCUCUUGUAGCAGCUAAAUUGAGGGAGUUCCAUAAUCUUGAGAUGCCCGGUCCUAAGAAUGUAGUCCUUUGGGACAGAAUGAGAAACUGGCUUAGUGAGGCAAAAAGCUUUUGCUCCCCUGAACAUGCUAAGGAAUUGAAGUUGUAUAGCUUAGGGGAGGAAAUCUGCAAAUUGGAAAAGGAGUUAUCAAGGGACCAUCAAGAUACUGGCUUUUGUCACAAUGACCUGCAAUAUGGUAAUAUAAUGGUGGAUGAAGAGACAAGAUCGGUCACUUUAAUUGAUUAUGAGUAUGCCAGUUACAAUCCUGUUGCAUAUGACCUUGCAAAUCACUUCUGUGAAAUGGUAGCAAAUUAUCAUUCUGAGACGCCCCAUAUUUUAGACUACAGUAUAUACCCAAAUCUGGAGGAGCGCCAAAGAUUUGUGCGUGUAUAUCUCAGCUCCACAGGCAAUCAACCCAGUGACACUGAAGUUGAGCAGCUUGUCCAGGAUGCUGAGAAGUACACACUAGCAAACCAUCUGUUUUGGGGGUUAUGGGGAUUAAUCUCGGACUACUUGAAUAAUAUUGAGUUUGAUUACAUGGAGUACUCGAGGCAGAGGUUUCAGCAGUACUGGCUGAGAAAGCCCAAACUCUUGGGCACCUCAGGAGUAUUGUCUCCCUGAUGAUGGUUCAAAGGGUUGAGAAGAAUUUACUACAGAAAGUGCUUUAUUGUUCUUACUUGUGUAAAUUCAUAUAUAUAUAUAUAGAUGUAUAGGCACAGGUAGAUAUGAUAUCUGAAUUGGUCAGGCAUUUAUACACAUUGCAAGUCAUGGAGGCUGUAUUGUUUGAUUCACUUGUGAAUUAAUCUUAUACAAUUGGAAAUGAGUAUUUCUUAUAGUUUUGGGUAAA
This is a messenger RNA of Cornus florida, 1459 nucleotides long. Its product is annotated as probable choline kinase 1. Gene Ontology annotation, cellular component: cytoplasm. The record is from RefSeq and is a predicted model, not a curated record. The transcript has 8 exons. Gene Ontology annotation, molecular function: ethanolamine kinase activity; choline kinase activity. The coding region runs from base 184 to 1233 and encodes 349 amino acids. Gene Ontology annotation, biological process: phosphatidylcholine biosynthetic process; phosphatidylethanolamine biosynthetic process. Lineage: Eukaryota; Viridiplantae; Streptophyta; Magnoliopsida; Cornales; Cornaceae.